AUGUUUAGCCAUUUAAUGCGCUCGGUAGCGAGCUGUAGAAGGGUUCUGACUCACUUUCAGUCGCCAAUUCUGGUUCAAACGAGAACUUUGAUGAAGACUCAUAAAGGCACUGCGAAAAGAUGGAGAAAGACAUCUACGAGCUACAAAAGGGGCCGUGCGGGCAGGAAUCAUGGUAAUGCGGGCUGGAGUAGAUCUUCACUGAAAUCUUUGAGUGGGAAAACUCUGGCACACUCCACUCACAUCAAGCAUCUAAAAAGACUACUUCCGUAUCAAUGA
Lachancea meyersii CBS 8951 is the source of this 276-nucleotide messenger RNA. The record is from the annotation of a GenBank genome assembly. Lineage: Eukaryota; Fungi; Ascomycota; Saccharomycetes; Saccharomycetales; Saccharomycetaceae.